Bicyclus anynana (squinting bush brown) is the source of this 475-nucleotide messenger RNA. Its product is annotated as U-scoloptoxin(16)-Cw1a. The record is from RefSeq and is a predicted model, not a curated record. Bases 53 to 397 code for a protein of 114 amino acids. Lineage: Eukaryota; Metazoa; Arthropoda; Insecta; Lepidoptera; Nymphalidae. The transcript is spliced from 3 exons.
CAAUUAUUUCUACAUUUUGUUACAACUCAAAUAUAUAUUAAUUUUAUUAAAAAUGUUGAAGGCAACGGUCGUGUUUUUGACUUGCGUUAGCGUUUCCUUCGCACAGGUGAGUUUGAUGAAACUGGAGGAAAAGCCUAUAGAAUUUGCAAAUAAGCAAGGAUGUUAUAUUUCGGAUCUUAAAGAUGUAAUACCGUUCGGCGAAGGAGAACCCUCGAAAACCGCCUGCCAGCGAUAUAACUGCAGAGAGGACUUUGUGCAAAUAGUAGGUUGCGGCGUAGCGGCAGCAGUGCCUCCAUGCUACGUGACACAGGACCUGUCUCUGGUGCACCCAGCCUGCUGCCCCACCAUCAAGUGCCCUAAAGAGGAAGAAGUAGAAGAGUGUGACGAAGAAGUCUGAACUUGAUAAGUUCUUUAGUAUCUUACUUCUAUCACAGCUUCUAUUUAGACCUGUCUUAAGUAAAUGAAAUAAAUAUUA